Molecule: messenger RNA, 2061 nt
Organism: Lachancea fermentati
Lineage: Eukaryota; Fungi; Ascomycota; Saccharomycetes; Saccharomycetales; Saccharomycetaceae
Source: the annotation of a GenBank genome assembly
AUGUUUUUCCAUUUUCAUUUGAAAUGGAGUCUCAAACUUAGGUUUCCCACCCAAUGCUUCAAAAGGGGAUUAGUAUUGAAUGCGGAAUUGAAAUCAGUUCUGGAAAAACUUCCAGAUUCUGGCGUAAUCGUAGUGGGUGGAGGACAUGCGGGCUGUGAGGCUGCUGCGGGCUCUGCACGCUCUGGUACUCCCACUAUGCUAAUUACGCCGUAUUUAAAUAAAAUAGGAACUUGCUCGUGCAAUCCAUCGAUGGGCGGUGUUGGAAAAGGCACAUUGCUAAGAGAAGUUGAUGCCUUGGACGGCGUUGCACCUAAGGUAACUGAUAUUGCAGGUAUCCAGUUCAAAAUGUUGAACCAGAGUAAAGGUGCGGCUGUUUGGGGGCCAAGAGCACAAAUUGAUCGAGAGAUUUACCUCAAAGAAAUGCAAAAGGUUCUUUCAUCUUACACCAACUUGACUUUAUGCCAAGGUAAAGUUCAGGACAUCAUUAUUAAUACGGAAAACGGUAACAACGAUCUUGAAAAUAGGGCGUAUGGUGCUGUUGAGGGUGUGAUCCUUGAGGAUGGACGGAUUAUAAAAACUUCUAAGGUUGUGAUUACAACAGGAACGUUCUUGCGCGCUGAAAUUCAUAUUGGGAUGAAGAGUUUUCCCGCCGGGAGGAUAGGAGAAGAUCCUACGUAUGGCAUAAGUACUACACUGAAGGAUGCUGGUUUCAGAUUAGGAAGAUUGAAAACGGGUACACCAGCUCGUCUUGAUGGAAAGACCAUCAACUUUAAAGGUUUAGAAAAACAAUACGGUGAUAAAGUACCUCAUCCUAUGAGUUUUAUGAACGACCAGGUUAGUAUAAAAGAUCAGGUCUUGUGCUAUGGUACUCAAACUAGUCCAGCGGUGCAUGACUAUCUGAGAGCCAAUUUGCAUCGAUCACUGCAUAUUCGAGAAACUGUGAAAGGACCUCGCUACUGCCCUUCUAUCGAAGCUAAAAUAAUAAGAUUCUCUGAUAAGCACUCUCACAAAAUUUGGCUUGAACCUGAAGGAUUAUCUACUGAUAUUAUUUACCCGAAUGGUAUAUCGAAUUCCAUGCCCGAAGAUGUCCAAGAGCGUAUGUUAAGAAUGAUUCAAGGUUUGGAAGAUGUAAAAAUCAUACAGCCAGCUUACGGUGUUGAAUACGAUUAUAUCGAUCCGCGAGAGCUCGCUCCUACUCUAGAGACAAAGUUAGUCCAGGGUCUGUUUUUGGCAGGUCAAAUCAACGGUACAACAGGCUAUGAAGAAGCAUGUGCACAGGGUAUAAUUGCCGGUAUCAAUGCUGGCCUGUCAUACCAAGACAAAAAUAUGCUCACCUUGUCAAGAUCGGACGCGUACAUUGGUGUCCUGAUUGAUGAUCUAGUAACAAAAGGUGUUGAAGAACCCUAUCGAAUGUUUACCUCAAGAUCAGAGUUUAGAGUUAGUGUAAGAGCAGAUAAUGCGGACUUUCGCUUAACGGAAAUUGGUCAUCACCUGGGAGUAAUCACUGAUGCGAGAUGGCAGAAAUAUUUAAAGGACAAAUCUAUUUAUGCGCAGAUAAUGAGUGAGCUUAAGGCUUUGGAAUUUAGUGCUAAAAAAUGGGAUAGAUUGUUAAAUAUUUCAGUUGCAGAUGGAGCCAAAAAUCGCUCCGCUUGGGAAAUGUUAACCUUCCACACAGUAGACAUUCAAAAGUUGGUGGAUGAUAUUCCUAACCUUCAACUUAAAAUUGAAGAAAUUCCGAAACAUGUUCUAAUGAAACUAAACGUUGAAGGAAAGUAUGCCCCCUAUAUCAAGAAGCAAAAUCAAUUCGUGAAGGCAUUCCAAGCAGAUGAAAACAUGCUUCUACCAACUACCUAUGACUACUCGCAAAUAAACUCGUUAAGCACUGAAUGCAAAUCAAUUUUGAACAAAGUUCAACCGCUUACAAUUGGUCAAGCACGCAGAAUACAAGGUAUAACGCCGGCAUCUUUAUUCGAGCUCUAUAAGUUAGUAAGAUUCAAACAAAAAGAACUCGACUUGGAAAGAUCGAAGUUCCAAACUCCUUCAGAUCUAAUUACUGACUAA